Triticum urartu is the source of this 1522-nucleotide messenger RNA. The record is from RefSeq and is a predicted model, not a curated record. NCBI's taxonomy places the organism in Eukaryota, Viridiplantae, Streptophyta, Magnoliopsida, Poales, Poaceae.
GGGAUGGACACCUCCAUGUCUACACAUGUUACAAAUGGGAUGGACUCUUAUUGGAAAUUACGUUUCUGAAUAAACCAGCCACGACUUUCUUGCACCGUCCCAAGGCCAGAUAGAAGAAAUUGGGUGUCCAACAUGAACACAGCACUGCAGCACCAGAAACCUGGACCUGUGUCUGUAGGAGGGUUAAAAUGAGGAGUUAAGGACAGUGGUCAUACUACAUCACACUGCAUAGGCCCCAACCACCCAGGCACAUGGAAAGCAAUGGUGAGGCCUACCCCACUGCACCCCCCUGGAUGGCUGUGAUUAGGCCACAAUGGCCAGGCACCAACUUUUAAGUACCACCACCUGAUCAUUCCUCAUCAGCUACACUGGAACCAUAUAUUCUAACCUUAGCACCUUUGCAGCCCUUUCACUUUGAUUCUUCUUGUCUACUACCUCCUCCGUCCGAAAAUACUUGUCAUCAAAAUGGAUAAAAGGAGGUGUAUCUAGAACUAAAAUACAUCUAGAUACGUCAUCUUUUAUCCAUUUUGAUGACAAAUAUUUCUGGACGGAGGGAGUACCUGGGUUAAAAAUACUGGUACUACCCACUUCAAGAUCAAAUGCACCAAGUCGGCCUUACCUAUAUAUCAAUACAUUAUGUGUAGACACUAGCUAGACACCUCCAAGCUGUGUAAAGUUCUACUUGGGAGGCUAUAAAUGCCUAGCUAUGACAUAUGCAUGGUUCUCUACACAACACACACCACCAUCCUAUUCCUGCCUCUCCUUUUCUCUUCUCUUCUCUCCACUGCCCAAGUUUUGCCAUAGACAAGAAAGAACCUCUAGGUAGCUUUCCUCCAGAGCAGCAAUGGCCAUGCACCAUCUCUCCCAGGGGCACCCGCAGGCCUGGCCAUGGGGGGUAGCCAUGUACACCAACCUACACUACCACCACCAGUACGAGAGGGAGCACCUGUUCGAGAAAACCUUGACGCCCAGCGAUGUAGGCAAGCUCAACAGGCUGGUGAUCCCCAAGCAGCACGCGGAGAGGUACUUCCCCCUCAACGGCGGCGACUCCCCCGGCGACAAGGACCUGCUCCUGUCUUUCGAGGAUGAGGCCAGCAAGCCGUGGCGGUUCCGGUACUCGUACUGGACGAGCAGCCAGAGCUACGUGCUCACCAAGGGCUGGAGCAGGUACGUCAAGGAGAAGCAGCUUGACGCCGGAGACAUCGUGCACUUCGAGAGGGUGCGCGGCCUUGGCACAGGCGACCGUCUCUUCAUCUGCUGCAGGCGCCGUGGCGAGAGCGCGCCGCCACCACCACUCCGCGUAUCUCCGCCUGCUCUGAACGCCGGGGAGCAGCAGCCUUGGAGCCCGAUGUGCUAUAGCACGUCAGGAUCAUACCCUACCAGCCCUGCCAACUCCCACGCCUAUCGCCGCUCCGUGGAGCAAGAUCACAGCGACAUGCUGCAUGCAGGUAUACACAACCCUCAAGAACAAAGCACUUGAUAGCAUGCAACAUAACUUAGAUGCAGGUGCUGAAAAUUACAU